GCUAAAACUCCCGAUUAACUUUGCUUGAAGCAUGCGUUCGACGCUGACUAUAUGAUGGAAUGGGAACGAUAGCACCCGUCUUGCACCGAAGCGCCCGAGCCAUUGGCGCACAUGAGUUCCUCGAUGCGGUCCAAGCUACGUGCCCGCCGCGAUUCCCCUAUUCGCGGGGGACAUUGCACAGACAUGUCGGUCUUGCGGUCAGCGGCGGGGUGGACUCCAUGGCAUUGGCCUACCUCUGCUCCCAAACCCGAAGAUGGGACCCUUGGUUCAAGGUGUCGGACAACCCACUCUCCAAGUUCCUCGUCUUUAUCGUGGACCACAAGCUGCGCGACGGAAGCUCCGAGGAGGCCAUGGCCGUGAAGAAAGUGAUAAUGGAGAAGAUGGGCCUGAAGGGAGACAUCCUCACUCUCGAUUGGAAGCCCCAUCUUGGGGAAGGCGUCAACCCGAACGAGCAAACCAACGUCGAGUCCCUCGCUCGCCGUCUCCGAUAUCGUCGUCUGGGUUCUGCUUGCCGGUUCACCAACAUUGUCUCCCUCUUUCUAGCCCAUCAUCAGGACGACCAGUACGAGACAGUACUGAUGCGGCUUCUCUCUGGACACGGUGUUCGUGGUCUGCGAGGCAUGCGGAGCGCAACCGAUAUCCCGGAGUGCCAGGGCAUGCAUAGUGUCUAUCAGAGCGGCUUCAUUGACGAUCAGAUGAAUUCCAAUCCGUGGUACAAUAUGAGGCCAUCCAUGGACCAGAAAAGGGCCUUAAGGCGCAAAUUGAGGGAGGAGAUCGACCCCGCCCUCCUCGCACAGGAGAUCCGACACGGCCUUGCCGCCGACGUGGAUCCGGCCUCCGCCGCUGAGGAUUUUGGGCGGCCUACUAAGGGUUCCAAAUGGGCUCCGCCGUUGGAGCCACUUGACAUUGAGGAUGGUGGGAUUACCGUCUACCGCCCUCUGCUCGAGUUCAGCAAGGACAGGCUCAUUGCUACGUGCCUCGAGAACAACAUCCCCUGGUUUGAAGAUCACACGAAUGAAGACCGCACAUUGACCCUGAGGAAUGCCGUGAGGCAUCUUUACAAGCAUCACGAUUUACCCGUCGCCCUGCAAAAGCCUGCUAUUCUCAGGCUGUCGGAGAGGUGUAACGCGAAAGCUGCUGCCGAAGAUGCCGAGGCAGACAGGCUCUUCACCCGAGUCGUGAUACACGACUUCGAGCCCAACGUUGGAACUAUGUUGGUGCAGCUACCGCAUAUGCCCUUGCCCAAGGUGCCAAGAAGGUGCUCACGCUUCCGUCACCAGAGACGGCUGGCGCGCUCUCGGCUGGUCGCAUCCAUCCUCUUCCAGAAGCUCCUCUCUCUGGUUAGUCCCGAGCCACAGCUAACCCCUCUCACGAAUCUUCAAUCCUUGGUUACUCGCCUCUUCCCAUCGUUGGCGGAAGACGGGGAAGGCAGCGCGGCAACAGGCUCGUUGGAGCCGAAGGCCUUCGUCGUGUGCGGCGUCCAUUUCGUUCCCCUCGUCGGUGACCAUCCACUCCGCUGGUACCUCUCCCGCUCCCCCCAUCCGUCGCAGAUUCCGCGACCAGUGUUGGAGUUUCCAAAGUUAUACUUCCGACAUCGAUAUCGCGCAAGCCCAGAAAAGUGGAAAUUCACUACUUGGUUCUCGUGGCAGCUGUUCGACGGGAGGCUCUGGAUCCGACUGCGACAUAGACUACCAUUUCGGCUGCAAGUUCGCCCCUUUGAGGCCGAAUUUUCCAAGCCCUUCCGCGAAGGCCUCGCAGAUGAUGAGGCGAGGGAAAAUCUUGCUGCCAUGCUAAGGAAGUAUGCGCCUGGCAAGGUUCGCUAUACGCUUCCCGCCAUCUAUUCCAAGGGCAAUAUCGAGGCAUUGUUACGAGGCGCAAGUUAUUGGUAUGAAGGCAGUGUGGAUGAUGGCAAACCCCCCGCCGGGGCGGAGAAGGAUAUGGAGAGGCAAGUCACUGCCCCGGGAGAGAGUAACAAAUCUCUCAUCUCGUCGCGCUGGGAUAUUGAGAAUGCUAAGAGCCGGGAAUUGCAUAUGCUUGCACUGCCUACUCUCGGUGUGUACCUAGACGGCCUCGAGAACUGGCUGCAGUGGGAGGUCAGAUAUCGCAAGGUAGACCUCGGGUUUCUGGGUAAGAGCAUGACCGAGAAUGUCCGGGAGCAUCGCAGACGGGGGUGGCACCAGAAACCAAAGAAGCCAAGGUCUCACCUGUGGAAUCCCUCUCGUGCUUCCCAAAGAAGGAAUACCUACGUUUGCCGUAGGGCUCGGUAGAAGUAGAGAGCGCUGCAUAUUACGGAUAGAGUCAAUAAGAUACCUUCCUCGCAGCUCGUGGCUUGACCUUUCUUUUCCCUUGCCAGUUUUUGAAGCUGCUCGAUGGAAGCUCGCAAGCUUCAACCACUCGGCAGAAUUACUGCGCGCACGUGGCAAUCCCGCAGUAUUGCCCUGCAUAGCCCUGCCCCUCACUUAGUCGAUAGCUUCGACUUCGAUCAUCAUUUCCGCCAGUUCGGACGCUACCCGAAAACGUGGUUCACUGUGGGGACUGCAAUAGCUUGUAAUAGCUUCGACGCUACAUCCACAAUCCUUCAACAAGCUGGGUUAUGACAUUGCCGUUCUGGUUGGUGGUACCUUGCAUCCAUCUCUCUUCCUUCCUAUAAG
Phialemonium atrogriseum is the source of this 2651-nucleotide messenger RNA. RefSeq lists its product as uncharacterized. The coding region runs from base 60 to 2267 and encodes 735 amino acids. Lineage: Eukaryota; Fungi; Ascomycota; Sordariomycetes; Cephalothecales; Cephalothecaceae. The transcript has 2 exons. Gene Ontology annotation, molecular function: ATP binding; ligase activity, forming carbon-nitrogen bonds. The record is from RefSeq and is a predicted model, not a curated record. Gene Ontology annotation, biological process: tRNA processing.